This is a messenger RNA of Branchiostoma floridae (Florida lancelet), 1842 nucleotides long. Its product is annotated as mitogen-activated protein kinase 14-like. Bases 298 to 1476 code for a protein of 392 amino acids. Gene Ontology annotation, cellular component: nucleus; cytoplasm. Gene Ontology annotation, molecular function: MAP kinase activity; ATP binding. NCBI's taxonomy places the organism in Eukaryota, Metazoa, Chordata, Leptocardii, Amphioxiformes, Branchiostomatidae. The record is from RefSeq and is a predicted model, not a curated record. The transcript has 11 exons. Gene Ontology annotation, biological process: intracellular signal transduction; protein phosphorylation.
CCUACCGCAGCCACUCCCAAAAUGCCCAGAUUUAACAUAAAAUCCCACCAAGAAACUUUAAGGCUUUUCAAUGGUUUAAAGCCUUGUUUUUUUAACCGGGGGCUCUAGGCGAAGGCGCUAACUGUUGCGUCACCCCUUACCUCCCCAGUCCCGUAGUCGGUGGCCGUAGGGGCAGUCAGACUGUUCACAAAAGGGCGGUCCACUUCUGGCGGUCGUCGGCCACUCUAGUCAGAUGAGACAUAGCGAGAACCAAAGAGCAUUUGGGAGUCAAACCCUUUAAAAAAUCCGCUUUGAAACAUGACAGAACAGCUGACAGAAAAGAUCAAACCGCACUUCUACCGUGAGGAGCUGAACCAGACGAUAUGGGAGAUCCCAGAGCGCUAUCAGAAUCUGACACCGAUCGGCUCAGGGGCGUAUGGACAGGUUUGCUCAGCGUUUGAUCAGCAGUCACAGCACAAUGUGGCGAUAAAGAAGCUUGCCAGACCAUUCCAGUCGGAGAUCCAUGCCAAACGCAGCUACCGCGAGCUCAGGCUGCUCAAGCACAUGGAACACGAAAAUGUGAUUGGACUGUUGAAUGUUAUGACCCCUACUCUGACAUUCGAAGAUUUCCAGGAUGUGUACCUAGUGACACCCCUGAUGGGUGCAGACCUGAACAACAUCGUGAAGUGUCAGAAGCUGACAGACGACCAUGUACAGUUCAUUGUCUACCAACUGCUCAGAGGACUCAAGUACAUUCACUCGGCUGGGAUCAUUCACAAAGUAAGUAUUCCAUUUGAUGUUAGUUUGAUGAAAACUAAUGAAAUUUUAUCUGAAUUCAUCAUAGAGAAUAUUCCGAGUACAGUAGACUUUAUAGAUAAUUAUCAUAUAGCCAGGCGCCGCGGACCAAUCAGAAGGCCCCGUUCAAUGUUGCUUAUGACGCAGUGUGUUUGUGGGGAAAGGGAGGUGGGGAGGGGGGCAGCAGAAAUCAUGCUGAACUGGAUGCACUACAACAAAACAGUUGACAUCUGGUCUGUAGGAUGCAUCAUGGCUGAGCUGCUGAUGGGGAAAGCCCUCUUUCCAGGAACCGAUCACAUUGAUCAGUUGAAGAGAAUCAUGGAGCUGGUGGGAAAGCCCGAUCAAGAAUUCCUGCAAAAAAUCAGCUCGGAGUCUGCACGAAUCUACGUGGAGUCGCUCCCCAAGUGGCAGAAGAAGGACUUCCGUGGGUACUUUAGCGGAGCGAAUCCGGACGCUGUUGACCUGUUGGACAAGAUGCUGAUCUUGGACACAGACAAGCGACUGACAGCAGAGCAGGCCCUGGAGCACCCGUACAUGCGGCAUUACCACAACCCCACCGACGAGCCGACCGCAGCCGCAUACGACGACUCCUUUGAGAAGAAGGAACUGAACAUUGCGGAGUGGAGAAAGCUGAUGUACGAGGAGGUGGAGGGUCCAGCAGCUGCAGGGGAGGGUCUGGGGCCGGAGGCUAUGAAGCAAUGACUCCCUACAACAAACAUAUCAACUCUAUAUUAUGGUGUCCUUUUGUAUUUAUUCAUUUUUCAUUAAGAUAGGCAAAAAUAUACAGACAUUACAAACACAAAGAAAUGGAGCCUCCCUUUGCGGAUGUGUUACAGAGAAAAUUGAUAAAUGAUAACAUGGUGUGGUAAAAAAAAAAAUGCAACUUAAGUGUUACAUAAAGAUCGCCAGUUACCCCGGUGCCUCUCCAAGACGCAACAAAAUAUUCUGUCUUUUCAUAAAAUAAUACAUGUGAGUACUAGCUUUUGGAAGGAGUUGAAAUUUAACCUUUUAGAAGUUCUUGACAAAAAAAUAAAAAUUUUGCCUGAUAAAGUUGUACUAUUUGCUACA